CUAUAGUUUGUUGUUUUGAAUUUUAAUAUUCGUCGAACUCAACAUUCGUGCUUCGUAUAUAUUUAUACACAUAUACGUAUUUUUCUAGUAUAUUUAUACGAACAUUUAUUUAUUCUUAAUAAUCAACCAGUUGCUUUGAAUAAUAUUGUGUGUGUAAUGUAUAAAUUCAUAAUGUUUACUUGAAGAGCAAAGGUUUAUGUUAAUUUUUAUGAACAAAUGUUAGUACCUGCAAUAUUAUAAAUUUGUCUUUAUCAUUUUUUAUAAACUUGUGUCAUAACAGUGUUUCGGAGUGUUAUCUCGUGUUAAAUUCUUUUUAUUAUCAAGAAUAAAUGAUUUGGAUGUAAAACAUAACCUUAAUGUUCAAAUUUAGUAAUAGUUUUUUUCAAAAAUAAUUACGCGAUUAUAGUGAGAACCUAAUGGUAUAUAAUAAUGGAAAGAAACGAAGAAGAGUGGUCUGUUGAAUGUUCAGAUGAAGAAAAAUAUGAAGUUGAUUCUAAAAGCGAAUGGACGUUGAAGUCAGAAGACAUACUUUCUUUAAUCGACGGAUUAGAAACUAAUCGUAUACUAGAGCUUGAAUGGAAAUGUCCUGGUAGAAGAGGUCCUUCUCCAUCUCCUUCUAGUAAUCGACAGCAAGAACAUGGCUCUCAAGAAUAUAAACCCGAAGAAAAGUCAGACUUUGAUUUUAUGGAUGAAAUGUCAUCGCCCAGAUUACCAGUACGGAGAGUAGGAGAAAGUACUCCUAAAGGUAGUGCGAAGAAGAAAACUGCCAGUUUUAAUGGUGUUCUAUCGACUAUGUUACGCCAUCGUAGAUUGGAACAACAAGAAAUUAAUUCCAGUCCUAAGAAAAGUGAACCUAAUUCACCAAGUUUGAAAACUCAACCGACUUAACAUUAUUUUUUAUGCGAGGAAAAUACUAAUACUGAUACAAGCGCAUAUUAUAUUUCCAAGAUAUGGGAAAAAUGAGAGAAUGUUUAUUUUGUUCACAUAUAAGGUCUUGAAUACGAAGGCUAUAUAUUGUAUAUGAGUACAAUAUGAAUAUGGAAAUUGAUCGGAAAUAAUUCUUAAAGUAAAUCUUGUAUUUACUAACCUGAAAGCAUUUUUUACCUAAUGAAAGGUACUUUUUAUCACCCUCUAUGAGGGUAUAAUUUAAUUAUAUUUGAUAGAUCAAGAUAAAAAUAGCUAUGUUUAGAAUCCCUUAUAUAUUUUCUAGAUUCAAUAUAUUUUCGUUUAUCUAUUUUCAAUUAAUCAUAUCACAAAUUUCUAUAUUAAUUUAUUUUUACUUGAAAUAGACUUAUCAAUUGAACUAAGUAUAAUGUGUGCAUUCAUUUUAAUAUAUUUUAAGAAUAAGAUGGAAGGGAAUAGGACAGGGUAAUGAUGCACGAUACAUAAUUUUAAUCAACAGAAUCCUAGUAUUUUUGUUGCACAUAAAUCCUUAAAA
This is a messenger RNA of Polistes canadensis, 1438 nucleotides long. It is a transcript of the gene Pa1, whose product is annotated as PAXIP1-associated glutamate-rich protein 1. The transcript is spliced from 3 exons. The record is from RefSeq and is a predicted model, not a curated record. The coding region runs from base 430 to 888 and encodes 152 amino acids. NCBI's taxonomy places the organism in Eukaryota, Metazoa, Arthropoda, Insecta, Hymenoptera, Vespidae.